CUAGUCAAACUGUCCAUGGAGUUUGGGUCUGGACGGACAGCGAUGGUGACGCAGGGAGCUGCCAUGGAUGAGCCGCCCAGCAGACCAACAUGGAGCAGGCAGAUAGAGUUCACGCUGGCCGGCAUCGGCUGUGCUGUGGGUCUCGGCAACGUUUGGAGGUUCCCUUAUCUGUGCUACAGGAGUGGAGGAGGUGCCUUUCUGGUGCCGUACCUGUUAAUGCUGUUUGUGUUGGGCAUCCCUCUGCUCUACAUGGAGCUGGCUAUUGGGCAGUACACAAGGAGAGGACCUGUCCAUGCUCUGGCUAGUGUGUGUCCGCUACUGAAAGGAGUGGGCAUAGCAUCAGUGGCCAUCUCCUUCAUCAUGUGCAUCUACUACAAUGUGGUCAUCACCUGGGCCCUCUAUUAUCUAUUCAGCUCCUUCCAGGCACCACUGCCAUGGCAAAACUGCAACAACACCUGGAACACACCAAACUGCACCGCUCACGCCAUCAACGGCAGCAACUUCUCCUCCACAGCUAGCCAGGAGUUCUUCAAAUAUAAGAUGCUGGAGCAGACUGAUGGAGUGCAUGAAGCAGGAACGCUACGAUGGCAGCUUUUCCUGAUCCUCAUCCUGGCUUGGAUCCUCAUUUACCUUUGCAUCUUUAAGGGGGUGAAAUCAACAGGCAAGGUGGUAUACUUCACUGCCCUGUUCCCGUAUGUUAUUCUGAUUGCACUGCUGAUCAACAACGUGCAGCUUCCUGGAGCAACAGAUGGGAUAACCUACUUCAUCGUGCCGGAAUGGGACAAGCUGCGCUCAGUGGACGUGUGGGUCAAUGCUGCCGCUCAAAUCUUUAACUCCAUCGGGAUUGGUUUUGGCUCCCUCCUGGCAAUGUCCAGCUACAACUCCUUCAAUAACAACAUUCUGAAGGACACACUGACCAUAUCCAUCAUCAACUCCCUCACAAGCAUCCUGGCAGGCUUCGUCAUUUUCUCUGCCUUCGGAUACAUGUCUUAUCUGCAGGGCAUUCCUAUCCGCCAACUGGCUGUGGAUGGUCCAGGACUGGUUUAUAUUGUUUACCCACAAGCCUUUGCCAACAUGCCAGUUGCUCAGCUCUGGGCUGUGAUGUUCUUCUUCAUGCUGCUUUGCCUUGGACUGGACAGUGAGUUUGCAAUGGUUGAAGUGAUGGUGACCAGCCUCAUGGAUGCAUUCCAUCGAGAUCUGAUGAACAUUUUCAGGCGGAAGGAGUUCUUUGUUCUUGCAAUUUGUGGGGUGGCUUGCCUUUUAGGAAUCCCUUGUGUCAUGCAGGUGGGAAUCUAUGUCUUCCAGCUGAUGGAUCAUUACACUGCCAUUGUGUCCAUCAUGUUCCUUGCAUUCUUUGAGGUCAUUGCCAUCUGUUGGAGUUAUGGUGUGACUCGACUUUCAGCCAACGUUAAAGAGAUGAAUGGCUCAAGACCCAACAUCUUCUUCAGAGUGUGCUGGCUAGUAGUUGCUCCUGUGCUGAUCACUGUCAUCCUGAUUUUCUCCAUAAUCCAGUUCAAACCAGCCCGCUACGAGCAAUAUGUCUUCCCUUCCUGGGCUCAGGGAGUCGGCUGGUGCAUUGCCUUGGCCUCCAUCAUCUGGAUUCCUUUGGGUGCCAUUCACACACUGUGGCUGCUACCUGGUACAUUACUGCAGAAACUGAAGUUGUCCAUCACACCAUUCGCACUGAAUGGAAAAUCAAAGAUGCCAUAUUAUGAGAGGGGAGGACCAGACGGCCAUCCAGGGAUCGCUGUCAUCAGCAGCAACACCGAGCUACCUGAAAAACCUCUAAGUCAGACAAAGUUCUGACACCUCAGUGUUUUGCACAAUGCUUGCCUCGCCAACAACAAUGGCAGGUCAUUACUAUGCUAAAGUUAAUCAAAAGUUAAGCUUGCAAUCAGACUUUAAUCUUACAUAAACUUCUGGUCAGAAGAUUAAACAGAAGCAUGUUACACAAAUUAUUUACCCGAUUGUGAAAGUGUUGCUGCAUAUGUGCCAUUCAGAUAAAAUAAGAUGGCCGUUUUUGUGAAUCUGUGAAUUUAAUUGGUAAGAUUUUUGAACUUCUGCUACCUUUUUUUUUUUUGCUCAUGUCUAGUAGAAUAAGACAUAUUGGAAGACAGUUAUAAAAUCGGUUGUUGCUGUGUUAUCUUCACUGUCUGGCAGGAGUGGAUUUCACAAGCGUUUCACUGCUCUCCUUUAUGGACUUUACUUUGCAAAGAGUGCCAUCUUUUGGUCGUGUCUGUUUAAACAUCAGGUAGCAGACUUACAUUUAAUAUGAAAAUAUCAAAGCAAUGCCACUGUUAAAGAUUUACAGUUCACAGCUGUACUUUUGUAUUUAACCACUCCUCUUAAAAACAUAAAAAACUGUCAAUUUAUUGUUGCUGACUCAUUUAUUAGGUCAAACGCAACAGAGCACUGCCGACAAAUAUGGAAAAAGCUAAUUGUUAACAGAUCAUGGGUCAUGCAAACUGUAUGUAAUGUCAAGGCGUAAUAAAAAGCUGCAAAGUC
Molecule: messenger RNA, 2505 nt
Organism: Amphiprion ocellaris (clown anemonefish)
Lineage: Eukaryota; Metazoa; Chordata; Actinopteri; Pomacentridae
Product: sodium- and chloride-dependent GABA transporter ine
Exons: 13
Coding region: 16-1806 (596 amino acids)
Biological process (GO): sodium ion transmembrane transport
Cellular component (GO): membrane
Source: RefSeq, a predicted model, not a curated record